Molecule: messenger RNA, 7197 nt
Organism: Nothobranchius furzeri (turquoise killifish)
Lineage: Eukaryota; Metazoa; Chordata; Actinopteri; Cyprinodontiformes; Nothobranchiidae
Source: RefSeq, a predicted model, not a curated record
AAACCGGAAGCUGCUAGCAGAGCUAGCUUGUUGUUGUGGUGUGUGAGGAGAAUAUUUGAGGCUCUGCAGUAAAAAUGUCUUCACUUCAGUCUCUGGGAGAGUUGAUCAGCUAAAGCGACUAACUGCUGCUGCUGCAGAAAUCUUCUCACCAGGCUGUGGAAACUUUCUUCUCCUCCUCAACAACUUGGUGGAGUUCUUUCCAGAACCGGAGAAGAUAUUCUGCGGUCUUCGUGUCAAUCGGAGCUCCAGAAUCAGGUUGUGGCUGUUAGCUAAACACGGCUAAAGAAAACCUGCUACCACUUCAGGAUCUGGGACUGAUUCAUCGUGUGUUCUUCACCACCUGGACCUGGACAGCAUGGACACAGUUCCUAUAAAAAGUGAAGAUGAAGAGAAGCCUCUGUUCUCACAACUUCAUCAGCAGCAAAUAGAAGACAGAGAUGUUCCAUCCAGCCGCUCAGCUGACCAGAUUAAAGCAGAAACUGGUGGAGGAGCAGAAACUAGCAGGAACCCAGAUCUGAACCCUCAAGAACAAACAUCUGAUUCUUCAGAGACUGAAGUUAGUGGAGAUGAUGAUGAUGAUGGUGAUGAUGAUGAUGAUGAUGUGAAUCUAGAUUCUGAACUGCCAAACUCAGGGUCUGAAAUUGGAGACAAAAACAAUGACUGGAAUGAGAGCAGGUCUUUUCAGUCAGAAGUUAAGACAGUCAACAAAUCCUUUAGCUGCCCUGAGUGUGGUAAAUUAUUUCCCCAUAAGCGGUCUCUCCAGAAACAUGUGAGAGUGACAAGUCAUUCAGCAAUAUGCUCUUCAGGCUUUUUGAUUAAUAAUAAAAGUGUUGGAGUGAAGCAACAUCUAGACUCAGAUAGGAAAGUUCAGAAAGAUCUAAAAUCAUUUAGAUGUGACGACUGUGGAAAAAUAUUUAGUAUAAAAUCCCAAUUAAACAAACACAUAAGAGUCCACACAGGACAGAAAGCUUUUGCCUGUGAGCUUUGUGGACAAAGAUUUAGAUGGAAGGGAAAUUUAAGCGAACACAUGAGAGUUCACACAGGACAGAAACCUUUUCCCUGUGAGUUCUGUGGAAAAAGCUUUAGGUUGAAGGGAGAUUUAAACAAACACAUAAGAGUUCACACAGGACAGAAACCUUUUGUCUGUGAGCUCUGUGGAAAAAGAUUUAGCCGUAAGUCAACUUUAAAUGAUCACAUGAGCGUCCACACAGGAGAGAAGCCUUUUGCUUGUGAGCUCUGUGCACAAAGAUUUAGCCUGAAGUCAAGAUUGAACCUUCACUUGAAACGCCACACAGGACAGAAGCCUUUUGUCUGUGAGCUCUGUGGAAAAAGCUUUAGAUUGAAGGGAGAUUUAAAGAAACACAUAAGAGUUCACACAGGACUGAAACCUUUUGACUGUGAGCUCUGUGGAAAACGAUUUAGCCGUGAAUCGUUUUUAAAUGAUCACAUGAGCAUUCACACAGGAGAGAAGCCUUUUGUCUGCGAGCUCUGUGGUCAAAGCUUUAGAGGGAAGGGAACUUUAAACAGACACAUGAGAAUCCACACAGGAGAGAAGCCAUUUCCAUGUGAGCUCUGUGGUCAAAGAUUUAGCCUGAAGUCAAAUUUAAACAGUCACAUGAGAGUCCACACAGGACAGAAGCCUUUUGUCUGUGAGCUCUGUGACCAAAUGUUUUCUCAAACGUCAAGUUUAACCAGACACAUGAGAGACCACACAGAACAAAAACCUUUUGUCUGUGAGCUUUGUGGGAAAAGAUUUAGCCGUAAGUCAACUUUAAACAGACACAUGAGAGUCCACACAGGAGAGAAGCCAUUUCCAUGUGAGCUCUGUGGUCAAAGAUUUAGCCUGAAGUCAACUUUAAACAGUCACAUGAGAGUCCACACAGGACAGAAGCCUUUUCCCUGUGAGCUCUGCGGAAAAAGAUUUAGCCAACAGACAAAUUUAAAUAAUCACAUGAGAGUCCACACAGGACAGAAGCCUUUUGUCUGUGAGCUCUGUGACCAAAUGUUUUCCCAAAAGACAAGUUUAACCAGACACAUGGGAGACCACACAAGGACAGAACGAACUAAUGUAAAAACACAAGUCCAAAAAUGAUUGUAGUUUGUACAUCCUAGUUCCAUGUGUUGCACCCCUGGUUGUUGUCCUGGAUCAGAGUUGCUUCCAGCCCAUGAGCCACCUCUCCCUGUCCUGCAAGCAUGGAUGUAAUUUUCACUUUAGAGGUGAGGGGGGCACGGGGAGGUGGUAUCUUUACAGUAUGUUCUAAUGGGAAACAGGCUUCAACACAAACGGUUGUUUUCCGCUUGGUCCUAGAACUCAACCAGUGUCAAUUUAAUAUAGCGUAAUGUUGUUUUUGGAUGGUAAAAAGUGCAGGGGUCAAAACUUGACUUUGGAAAAAGUGGGGGGGACAUGUCCCCCCUGCCCCCCCCCCCCAAAAUUACGUCCAUGCCUGCAAGCCACAUUUUGUGGCCACUAAGCUGUAAUUAUUUCACUAAAUCUCUGUUUCCAUUGUGAUGCAGCACAGUAUUGUUACACAAUGAUGAGCAGCUAGAUCAGAGUUUUGGAGCGUUGUCGUAGAGAGAGUAGCAUGGCGUGUCUACUCUGCUUUUAAAUAGUUUGUGUAGUGUACAAAUAAUUGUCUUUUACCAGUGGUUUGCACUUUGUGAGUUGCAAAAAUAUAACUACAGAUCUCUUCAGGUGUUCAUCAAGUGGUUCCAGGAUUGGGCCCUGCUACGUGAUCAGAUGACAGUCCAACGUUUUCAUAACUUUUCACACAUUCAGCAAAUUUAGACAGUUUCCUGUUGUUUACAGACGUGGGUCUUGUGUUUGAACCUAGCAUUUAGAAACUAUGAUUGUGAAGCAAAACAAGAGAGGGCUGUCAAUCAAACAAAAGUGAAGAACACUGUCUGUCUUUCUGAUGAAAUCAGGAUUAAUUCCUUCUAAAAAAUGGUGUUUGGAGUAUGCUUGCGCAGGAUUACCGAAUUACCGUAUACGGCCAGUGUUAAAAAAUAGCAACGGUGUUAGUUCCAAUACUGUCAUGAAAAAAAUAAUACACGUAGGAGACGAGGAUUAAAAUAAUUAAAAGUAACCUAAUGUAUAAAACGGAUGCAUGGUUCAAUUGCAAGUUUUACACAAAUAGUUAGAGAGAGAGCGAGCGAGAGAGAGCGAGAGAGAGAGAGAGAGAGAGAGAGAGAGAGAGAGAGAGAGAGAGAGAGAGAGAGAGAGAGAGAGAGAGAGAGAGAGAGAGAGAGAGAGAGAGAGAGAGAGAGAGAGAGAGAGAGAGAGAGAGAGAGAGAGAGAGAGAGAGAGAGAGAGAGAGAGAGAGAGAGAGAGAGAGAGAGAGAGAGAGAGAGAGAGAGAGAGAGAGAGAGAGAGAGAGAGAGAGAGAGAGAGAGAGAGAGAGAGAGAGAGAGAGAGAGAGAGAGAGAGAUCUUUCCUAUAGCGCCUCUCAAGAUAGCGAGGCGCACAAGGCGCGUCACAAUAACAACAAAUGUAAAAAUAUAAAAAAGAAUGUAGAAAAUGAUUAAAAUAUAUUUAAAAUGAGCAAGAAAUAGACACUUGUGAGUAAAAAAUGUAAAGAAUGAGAGAGAGUGAAUAGGAAAGAGGGAAAUCAGUGGAUCCUGAGGAAGAGGAGAGAAAGAGGGAAAAAAAAUAAACCCAAGCAGAGGCAGUGACCGACAGCACGAGCCGUUCUAUUUCGUAUAGCUCCGCUCUUUAAGCCAUGCCUAUUGGAUUAAUCCCAUCCCCCUUAACCAAUCAUUGAAGAGCUUUUAUGUACCCGCCUCCAAGGCGGGUCCUGACCCCAUAAAAGGGCCCAGCGAGCAUAGCUCGUCUCCUUUUUCAUCUUCAAACAACUAAAUAAUUUGAAUGAGCUUAAACUAUCCUAUUGUUCAAGCACAUGUCCGACAAUCCUGUCAGUUUGUGCUCCCCAGGAUUUACACGGCAAGAACAACCUACUGAAAAGUGUCAUGUCCAGCGGAGUCGUUCAUCUUCUCCACCGGACAGGUAAUGUCUCCUACGCCAUUCCUGCCAUGAGAGAGCUACUUCGUUAGCUAGUUGCUAGGCUUUCUGUUCCCGCGCCCAUGCUGCAUAAGUCGAAUGUCUUAUUGGCCAACACGGCGCUGUCCAGUUUUGCUGCUCCUGUCCAGUUAUUACUCGGCUCCCAGCAGCUCUGGCUUACUGGAACAUUAGGAGUUUUACUUAGCUUCGCCUUUUUCUGAAGCUGGUUGUUUGGUGUGCUACUUCCACCUCCAAACACGGAUGGUGACGCAGCUCUUCGCUGUGCCCAUGUUCUGCAGCUGUCUCCGCUGACAGCAGGACUGCUGAAGCGCGUGACUCGAAUCUGUGCUCUGCUGCUUUGUCUAUGCUUCCCGGACCCCGGCUAGCAGACGCCGGUUCAGUCAGCUCGGACGUGCUGUGUGAACUGCAGUAUUGCAGCGCUUUUGAGACCACAGCAACCGGCAGUGGUUACCAAUAUUCAGGUGUCUAGCUGGCCCGCACUCCCUGCCCACCAACAUGACUCUUUGGGGAGGUGUGAGUGGUUAUCUUCAUGUUCAAGUCAUAAGUGGAGGAUUUUGAAACAGUGUUUUCAUCAGAUGGUUCUGUUGAGCACUUUGUCGUGGUCUCCCACACGUCUCCCACGCCUAAAGCCCAUGGGUUAGCUACAGCUGCUAACUGCUUUAAGGCUGAGGGACGACGCGCUAACAAGGAACACACUUCCUUCGUUUAGCUGUCGAACCCUCCACACACAAAUCUUAUGUGUGAACGUGAUAUUAAACAAGAGCUCCGUGGCAAGCAAUGCGGUCUGCUGAUGAGGCAGUGAUCAUUCGCCAGAGGCGACCUCUCAUGCUCCCACACUCACCAAGAAGGCUGCUAUGUUCCUUCCUGCAUCGUCGGUUCUUGCGCUCGCGCGCUACAGCCGAGCUUAUGGCCCAUCCAUCAUCUGCAGAUGACAUGGGCCUCCCGCCCUCCACCGACAUCCUUGGGUCGCCCCUCCCUUCUGUGGAGGUGCCAGUCUACAGUAAGGGCUGAGGAUGUCUCGUGUGCGUGCGUCAGAGCUUACAGCCUUACCAUCCUGAAAAAAAAACAGAUCUCAUCUGAUAUUUGUAGCAAUCCAGGGUAGGGCUUGGUCCGCUUGGGAAUACCAGGUGCUGUAACCCAGCCUCCGCCCACGCGGCUCCUCUCUCAUCAUGCCCAGGCAUGGGCGCAUGGAUACUCAGUAUCUACAUGGUCAGGCUCCAGUAUCGGUAUUGCCCUUCUCCAUUUGCUGGGACAGUGGUGACCAAACUGACAUCAGCUCAGUCUCACCCUCAGUUCAGAACUACUGGGAAAGCCGGGAGGAAUCAAGCCUAUUCUCGAUCUUUCCGCUUCGAGGCAGUAAGACACUUAUGCCUGUUGACCAUCUGACAGGUUCUGAGUUAUGUGUAUCCAGGCGAUCAGUUCACCUGCAUCAACCUGAGAGAGGCCGAUUUUCACAUUCCGGUGAUCCCAAAACACAGGAGAUUCCUGCAUUUUUCCUUCAUCGGAGCUCAGUUUCAGUGCAACAUACUUCCUCUCGGGUACUCCCUUGCACCGUGUGCCUCAAGGUGGCGCUCCAACCAAUAUGCACCAAGGGCAUGAACUCCGGGAUCAUGGAAGAGCACUUGUCAUUGGGGACAUCUCCAUAGUCCACAGGAGCACCUUGGCUUAGGUUAAGGGAGAAGCUACGUCCAUAACAUCAUUUAAGGACUUCAGGUAUUGAGUUUUUCCUUUUCAGUUCCUGGAGAACUCUUAUGUGUGAAGACUGUUUUUAAUGCUUUUUAGCUUUAAUGGAGUUUAGGAACAUUUACUGACAAAUGAAAUCUGUUUAGCUUCACCUCAACUAAUGAAGAAUUUCUAGAGGUGCGUGAAAAAAAACCGAAUCUCAAUUCUUAUUUAGAAAGAUUCUGAAUCGAUUCUGUCUGAAAGCUUUAAUGUAAACUGCUGUUUCCGAGCAUCCUUGAAGGCAUCAUCGCUGGAGCGCUAGCUGUGCUCCUACGCUGCAACCUGCUGAAAUACGUCAGACUAACUUUUAUUAUUGUCCUGUGUACUUUUAUGAGUCAAGCAGGAAGUUCCAUUGUGUUUUAUAUGUUUGAGCGUUGCUUCAUGCUGACUGCACCGUGUAUAAUUCACUCUUGUUAAGACUAAUAGUGUCUGAUCAGUGAUACAUGUAACUGGUCUAUGUGAACACGUGCUACUGGAUGGUAUAAAAGCUGUUUAUUAGUUUAAGACGUUUCACAUAAACUGACAUCUCGUUUCCCCAAUUCUUCACACCACACACACACACCACACACACACACACACACACACACACACACACACACGUUCUAGUCUAGAGUUCAGAGCGGUUCUGGUUCAGUCCGCUGUUGGAUCAUCAACACUUGACAGGAGACAUGAUGGUCUUUCAUACAGAAUGUCUCGUGUCUUCAUCUGUCUAGGGCUGUUAUGAUGGUUUUAUUUUUGAAUCAUUUGAACAUUAAAUGUUCUCUGCAGACCUGUUAGUGUCCUCCAUCAUUCAGGUGUUAUGAGUGUGUUCUGUUGUCCUUCUGGGUAAAGCAGCAGUUACAGGAUGGUGGAGAUUUCUUUUAAUCGUUGAUUUUACCUAUUUUUAUUUUCUAUCCUUUAUUUUAAUGAGAUGAGUUUGUUUCACAUAGAUUACAGUUUACUCUGCUACUAAGUGUUGUUCUAGAUCUUAGCAAUGAUGUUUAUGCUUCAUUAUUUGUUUCUUCUUCUUGUAAUAAAACUUAAACUUUGCUGGCUGAAUCCAGAAGUGUUUUCUCUUUAAGUCUCUGAUCAAAUCCCACAACACCACACAUGGCUCCAUCCCACAAAUCUCCAACUACAAGAAGCUAUCCUAUCAAUAUGAGGCAACAUUUCUGAAGAAUGCUUUCAGCACCUUGUUGAAUCAAUGCCACGUAGAUUUAAGGCAGUUCUGAAGGUACAAGGGGCUCAAACAUGAUGCAACAUGAAUGGCCUCAUUUGUGACCCAAAGGUCACACUUCCCCAGCUGGGUCACGCUGUCCUGGCUGAACUUCUAUCCACAGAUUAUUCGUUACAGGAGACAUAAAGUCUGCUAAACCAUCUUUAACCUGUCUGCUGUUCCAUCCCAAGAUGAAGGACACUUCAAGAUUUUAAAUAAUCAUUUUUAAUAAACUCUUUUCACUGUUUAUUACAAGGUUAAUAAA